UGAGUAGGUCUACAGACCGCCGCUGCACCACAAUGUUUGGGCGACUGGCUGCUUUGAUUAUUUUUGGUACAAAGGCUCUGAUUCUAACUGCAGAGGUUCCUCAGCUGAUCUCUCUGACUGAGGUGGAACGCGGCAACAACGUCAGUUUGAAAUGUCCAGUCUCUGAAGACAAAUUCUUUUACUGGUAUAAACAGUCGUUUGGACAUCAGUUGCGUACGGUUGCUUCAAGUAUAAUCAACAAGACUGAAGUCAAUGAUUCACGUUUCACACUCACACGAGUGGAUGAUCGGUAUCUUCUUAACAUCAGUAAUGUCAGCAAAGAGGAUGAAGCAAUAUACUUCUGUCAGACUGGAACAACAUAUCAACUGACUUUCCUCGGUGGCACUUUCUUGGCUGUGAACGAUCAGGAUCAGCAGAAACAUUACAGCGUGAGACAAAGUCCAGAGACUGCGUCAGUCAGACCAGGAGCCUCAGUGAUCCUCCAGUGUUCACUUCUCUCUGAGCACAAAGAAAACCUGGUCCAGUGUCCAGGUGAACACAGUGUGCACUGGUUCAGAGCUGGAUCAGGACGCUCCCAUCCCGACGUCAUUUACACUCAGAGCAGCAGGAGAGAUGGACAAGAGGAGAAAAGCUGCGUCUACAGACUGUCCAAAACUAUACACAACUCCUCAGAUGCUGGGACUUACUACUGCGCUGUGGUGACAUGUGGAGAGAUCCUGUUUGGUGGAGGAACCAAAGUGGAGACGAGAUCAGAAUUGGACCCACUUGUCCUUGCGCUUGCGGUGCUGCUGGUCUGUUGUGUGACCGUGAUUGUCGUCCUUAGUGUCAAAGUAAAUCAAAGAGUUUGCAAACAUUGUAAAGGCACCAUGAGCACCUUCCAUCACAAAGGACAUGGAAGGUCAAGUCUGGAUCAAUCAAAUAAUUUGGAAGGUGAAGCCGAGGAAUUGACCUAUGUAGCACCGACUUUCUUUGAAAGGAGAGCAAGAGUGGAGGAGAAGAAAGAGUCACCACAUCAGUGCUUGUACUCUUCUGUAAAGCCUCUGACUCAAACUGCGGAGGUUCCUCCCCAGAUCUCCUUGAUGGAGGUUGGAAUUGGUAAAAAUGCAACUUUACAAUGUCAGGUUUCAGAGAAGGAAGGCAAAUUCUUCCAUUGGUACAAACAGACUCAUGGAUACCUGAUCCAAACAGUCGCCACAGGAACUUUUUCCACGCAAUCGCUCCAGGGGCAAUUUAGGAACUCGCGUUUUGCAGUAACAGAGGGGAUGUCCCAUUAUUCUCUGACCAUCGCAAAUGUGGCGAAGGAGGAUGAAGCAACAUACUUCUGUCAAAAUGGAACUGCGUACUCACAGACCUUUGUGAAUGGCAUCUUCCUGGCUGUGAACGAUCAGAAUCAGCAGAAAUCUGUUAUUGUGAAACAAAGUCCAGAGACUGCGUCAGUCAGACCAGGGGCCUCAGUGAUCCUCCAGUGUUCACUUCUCUUCAAGCACAAAGAAAACCUGGUCCAGUGUCCAGGUGAACACAGUGUGCACUGGUUCAGAGCCGGAUCAGGACGCUCCCAUCCCGACGUCAUUUACACUCAGUGUAGCAGAGAUGAACAAGAGGAGAAGAGCUGCGUCUACAGUCUGUCCAAAACUAUACACAACUCCUCAGAUGCUGGGACUUACUACUGCGCUGUGGUGACAUGUGGAGAGAUCCUGUUUGGUGGAGGAACCAAAGUGGAGACAACACAAGAGCAGAACCUACUGGUAAUUGCACUGGGGGUGCUGUUGGCUCUGUGUGUGAUUGUGAUUGCCGUCCUCGUUUCUCUCCCUCGAUCAUGAGAGAAACCUGCUGGACACUUACCUGCAGCUCGG
Molecule: messenger RNA, 1853 nt
Organism: Platichthys flesus (European flounder)
Lineage: Eukaryota; Metazoa; Chordata; Actinopteri; Pleuronectiformes; Pleuronectidae
Exons: 9
Coding region: 33-1820 (595 amino acids)
Biological process (GO): response to bacterium
Source: RefSeq, a predicted model, not a curated record